GAUACAUCUCAAGCCACUUUUCACACUUUUUUCUACUUAUUUUAAGAAGGGAAAUAUAUUCAGAGCACGGAUCUUAAAGAAGAGUAAUGACUUUGAAAUGGACUCGCCACAAGAUAAUACACAUAAUUCCUCUCAAAAUGACAAGGCUGUUCAUGAUUUGCUGAAACAACUCAAAGAUGCAACUUCUAAACUGCAGAGAGUGAAGGCUGAAAGUGAGGACGUACGCAUGGAGGUUCAGCAGUGGCGAGAAGAAAUGGACCGCAGGAUGCUGUUGUUGCUGCAUGUGGAUGAUCGAGUGUGUGAUGCGCUGAUGGAGCUGGAAGCCGUGAAGCAGGAAAAACGGACGUUGAUUCAACUGAUCGAGACGUUGAACACACGUGCUCGGGAGAUGAAGCUGAGCAGCAUCUCUGUGAGUGUAAUGCAUAAACAGGUGGAGGCACUGGAAGAGGAGGAGCACAAGUUGAAAGCGCAGUGUGAACAUGUGAAGAAAGUGCUGGACUGUGUUCAGGAGAAACUUUGA
Messenger RNA from Hemibagrus wyckioides, 520 nucleotides. RefSeq lists its product as uncharacterized. NCBI's taxonomy places the organism in Eukaryota, Metazoa, Chordata, Actinopteri, Siluriformes, Bagridae. The record is from RefSeq and is a predicted model, not a curated record. The transcript has 4 exons. The coding region runs from base 98 to 520 and encodes 140 amino acids.